UGCGAACCACCUGCACCACCAAUUCCACAGUUCCCUCGUUGCUUCUGCAGAGACACUGUACCUGACGGGCUAAUCCGCUCGCCGACGGUACUUUUUUUCUUUUUUUUCCGAGUGCGGCUCAUAUUGUAGUAGCUAUGGCCGACUAUCUUCUCUUUGAGGCCCCCAUGGGCUAUUCGCUUUUCAAAGUCGCCCACCAGGCUGACACCGUUGGGAAUCGCCUGAAAGAAGUCCAGGAAGGCGUCGCUGAUCUCGCUAAAUUCGGGAAGAUGGUUGACCUCGUCAGCUUUCUGCCUUUUGAGAACAACAAGCAGGCUCUUAGCGAAAUUAAUGACAUUUCAGAGGGUGUUGCAUCCGAUACGCUUAUCUCUUUCCUCGAACUCAACCUACCAAAGGCGGGCAAGAAGAAGAAAGUGAGCUUGGGAGUGUACGACAAAGUUUUGGCAUCAAGCAUCAAGGCUGCUUUCCCAUCUGUGGACUGCGAAACUGGAGACACCAGUGAGGUGGUGCAGGAUAUGCUACGAGGAAUUCGGCUGCAUUCGACGAAGCUUAUGAAGUCGCUCCGCGAAGGUGACUUGGAUACUGCCCAACUGGGUCUGGGCCAUGCCUAUUCUCGUGCUAAAGUCAAGUUCUCUGUUCAGCGAGAUGACAACCAUAUUAUCCAGGCCAUUGCCAUUCUAGAUCAACUAGAUAAGGCUAUCAACACAUUUUCCAUGAGAGUGCGAGAAUGGUACUCUUGGCACUUUCCUGAGCUUAUCAAGAUCGUCUCGGAAAAUCACCGUUACGCUCAGGUUGCGCUUUUUGUUCAAGACAAAAAAUCCUUGACUGAUGACCGCUUGCACGAUCUUGCUGCAUUAGUGGAGGACGAUGAGGGUGUCGCCCGUAGUGUCAUCGAGGCUGCCAAACACAGUAUGGGUCAAGACAUUUCGGAGAGUGACAUGGAAAAUGUGAUCUCUUUCGCCCAGCGCGUCGUCAGCUUGGCAAACUAUCGCAAAUCUCUACACUCAUAUUUGGUUUCUAAGAUGAGCGUGGUCGCCCCGAAUCUGGCUGCUCUGAUCGGUGAGAUCGUUGGUGCUCGUCUUAUCUCUCACGCCGGAAGCUUAACCAACCUCUCCAAAUACCCUGCGUCUACCGUCCAGAUUCUAGGCGCAGAAAAGGCCCUGUUCAGAGCGCUCAAGACCAAGGGAAACACUCCUAAGUAUGGCUUGCUGUAUCACUCGUCUUUCAUUGGUAGAGCCGGACCGAAGAACAAAGGCAGAAUCUCCCGUUUCCUUGCCAACAAGUGUUCGAUUGCCUCUAGAAUUGAUAACUUCUCUGAGGCCCCAUCAACAAGGUUUGGAGAAGCCCUGAAGAAACAAGUUGAAGAGCGGUUGGAAUUCUACGCAUCGGGCGCACCGCCUACUAAGAACGAAAUUGCUAUGAAAAAUGCAAUGGAUUCUAUCCUGGCUGAUAUCGACGUCGAUGCCCCAGAAGAUAGUGAUGUAGACAUGGACGAUGAAGAGCCAAAACCCGAGAAAAAAGAGAAGAAGGACAAGAAGGACAAAAAGGAAAAGAAGGAGAAGAAAGAAAAGAAAGAGAAGAAAGAGAAGAAAGACAAGGAAGACAAGGAAGACAAGAAGGAUAAGAAAAAGCGGAAGCGUGAUAGUGAGGUGGACUCAUCUAAGAAGAAAUCCAAGGCCUAGUCGAUCCUCAGUGUGCGAAAGGAUUCAGUCAUUCGUGUGUGGCGUUGCUUGGGAUUGUCGGCGCUUGUUGCUUUUCUUCUGUGCUCAAAUUUGCUGAGAUUUAUUUGUGCUUGAUGCUUUAUGUGGGAUUCUCUGCUUUGUAGAAAUACAAAUGUAUAUUUCAGUUUUU
This is a messenger RNA of Talaromyces proteolyticus, 1848 nucleotides long. Its product is annotated as putative pre-rRNA processing nucleolar protein Sik1. Lineage: Eukaryota; Fungi; Ascomycota; Eurotiomycetes; Eurotiales; Trichocomaceae. Gene Ontology annotation, molecular function: snoRNA binding. The coding region runs from base 135 to 1679 and encodes 514 amino acids. The transcript is spliced from 3 exons. Gene Ontology annotation, cellular component: small-subunit processome; box C/D methylation guide snoRNP complex. The record is from RefSeq and is a predicted model, not a curated record.